Didymodactylos carnosus is the source of this 1536-nucleotide messenger RNA. NCBI's taxonomy places the organism in Eukaryota, Metazoa, Rotifera, Eurotatoria, Philodinida, Philodinidae. The record is from the annotation of a GenBank genome assembly.
GCGCUCGCUGGCAAAAAAAGAACGAGAUAAAAACAAACAGUAGCAUUAUACAGCAUAAGAGUAAUAAAAUAACAGUAACAGAUUAUUAGUCAAAUCUAAGCGUGUUUUUUAAAUAAGAUAUCAGAACCGGUCAUUGUAUCGAUUUUAGACGUUGAUUACACGUUAUGAACAAUGUAAAUAUCUUCGUAUGAAUAAAAUGCCGAAUGAUUUUAAUGCACAGGCUGCGUUACAAGUGGAUGAUUACGAUGAUGAUCCCGCUACAUACGAUACAGCUAAAAAUAUGUAUGCGAGUGAUAAUGUCAGCGAAGAACUGGAGUUUUUCGUUGGCUAUUUUUCUACAUCAAGCUUUACCGUAAAUUCACAUUAGAUUUUGAACAGAAUCGUUUUUGUUAAGCAUCGAUAUGCUUUAUGUAUCUCCUCCAAAAAGUUAGUUUAACAGUCUCUAUAAGGUUAUAAUAGUACAUAUUCGCUUAAAAAUGCGUAAAAUUGCUUUUUUCUAUAAUAUCUGAUCAAAAUUAAGUCCAAAAAGCAGUGACCCAGAGUUAAGGAAAAUGGGGCCCUCUCAUUUGUUUUGAAAUCAUUAUCUAGUCUUUGUAACAGUUUUUGUUACGGUUGCCGUUAACAAUAUUCCAUUUAAAUCACGUAAAUUCAUAUUCGAGUGUAAGUUGAUACUUCAUAUAAGACUGCUCCGAUGUUUCAGCAGAACAAUAUUCCAACAUAUUAAUACUUUCUAGAAUAAAUGAAGGCAAACAACAUCGACCUUUUAAUAAUCAACAUACCUAAUCAAUCCGUUGUCGAGUACUUCAUUUGGUUCGGUGGUCUUCUGAAUUUGCUCACUGUAUUCAUUUCUCACACGUUCAAGAAAUAGUGAUUUUAAAAAUAGAUGACGUUAAAUAAUGUGUAAUAUUUUGUUGUUCAUUCGAUUGCUCAUCCUUUGAAAUGCUUCGUCAAAAUGUAAAUACAUAUAAUAAAUACUUCCGACGGCACCAUUUAAUACUUGUUCGUUUUGAAACCGUUCUUACGCUAGUAUUAAUUCUAUUCCUAGAGCGAAUAUAGAAAUGCUUUUCUAACUAAUAUUAUAUGUACAUUUCAUCCAGAAUCUUUUUCAAAAUCGAUUUAGAAUAGUUCAAUAUAGGCAUAAAAUCUAUUUAGUUUUAAAUUAUUCAAAAAUUAAUUUUUCAAUUUUUGGUAGAUUUUCCACCGUUAAAUAGUAAACUUUACACUCAUAAUCUAGCUCUAAGUGACAAUUGUCCUUCAUGAACAACAUUUCAUGGAACAAUUAUACAUUUCCUCUUUGAUUUGGCCAUUAUCAAGUUACCAGAUAAAAAAUGCUGAGUAAACUCAAAAUUGGUCCGAAUCCCUCCUUGAUCGACUUACUUUCCUUUGGUACUUCUUUACACACUUACCCUGUUCUGAUAUCUUAUUUAAAAAACACGCUUAGAUUUGACUAAUAAUCUGUUACUGUUAUUUUAUUACUCUUAUGCUGUAUAAUGCUACUGUUUGUUUUUAUCUCGUUCUUUUUUUGCCAGCGAGCGC